Messenger RNA from Galeopterus variegatus (Sunda flying lemur), 1318 nucleotides. It is a transcript of the gene TMEM200C, whose product is annotated as transmembrane protein 200C. The coding region runs from base 1 to 1044 and encodes 347 amino acids. NCBI's taxonomy places the organism in Eukaryota, Metazoa, Chordata, Mammalia, Dermoptera, Cynocephalidae. The record is from RefSeq and is a predicted model, not a curated record. The transcript has 2 exons.
AUGAUCGCCACCGGCGGCCUGCUGAGGAUUUCCGCCAGAAAGCAGGAUCCCCUGCGCCCCCCGAGCCAGGUGCCCAAGCGCAAGCGGAAAGCCAGGAGGAGGCGCAAGAACGACGUGGUGGUGGUCAAAGGCAAGCUGAAGCUGUGCUCCGUCUCGGGGCUCAUCGCCCUCUGCGGCAUUCUGGUGCUGCUGGUGGGCAUAGCCAUGGCGGUGGUGGGCUACUGGCCCAAGGCCAACGGGGCCAGUAGGGAGGGGGGUAAGCAGCUGCCGUUCGCGGGCGACGGCCACCGCGUCGCAACCAUGGCCAAUAGCAGCAGCAGUGGCAGCAAAAACCGGUCCAGGAGCCACCCAGGGACUCUGCAAGGUGUCAACUCCAGUUCCGUGGGCGCGCCCAGGAGCACGCCUCCAGCGCGGCCCCCCGCCCCGUCCCCGUCUUCCUCCACGUCGGUGGGCUUCUUCUUCCGCGUCUUCUCCGGCUACCUGCACUCUGACAAGCUCAAGGUCUUCGGGCCCCUCAUUAUGGGCAUCGGCAUCUUCCUCUUCAUCUGCGCCAACGCCGUGCUCCACGAGAACCGGGACAAGAAGACCAAGAUCAUCAACCUGCGGGACCUCUACUCCACCGUCAUCGACGUGCACAGCCUCCGCGCCAAAGACCUGGCUGCCGCCGCGGCCGCGCUGGCCAAAGCCACCGCCCCCUCUCCCCGCCCGCGGCUGGGGGACUCGCCUCCCGCCAGGCGGGACUCGCAGAGCUCCCAAUCGGAUGACCCAUCCAGCAGCAAUAAGGGCUACACCCCCCUGCGAGAGGCCGGCACCUCCUUGGAGUCGGUCGUGGACGCAGUAGCUAGUAAAAGACAAGACUGUGCGGCCGCCACCGCCCCGGGUACGGAGCACAGCCCCCAGGAGGAUCCCAGCCAAGAGCCACCCGCGGCCGAGCAACCUCAGCCGGUGCAGAGGCAGUUUACAAACAAGGAGAAACUCCUCAUGAUUUCCCGGUCUCAUGCAAUAGGGGUCGAAGACGGAGAACUGGAAAGCACUGGCAUGUAGGGGAAGAGGAAGUGAGGGGGGAAAGGAGAGAGAAAACGGGAGAAACGCCCACUUGAAUCAGUGCAUUUAACAGUUCCCUGUUUCCUUCGUGGACUGAUCCGAGGAAAUCAUUCAAUACCCAAAGAGCUGCAGAAUGUUAUCCUUGAAUUGCGUUCACAAGAUUACUGUAGAUAUCUCCAAGCAAUUUUUUUUAAAAAAGCAAACUAGUCUUUUUAUGUCCGAUGGUGAUUGUAUGUUCCAUGAAAACCAAAUGUAUUAAAAGGUCAGCAAUCUA